AAGUCAGUAUCCCUUAUACGGUUAUGAUUGAUCAAGUAGCAAAUAUUGAAAGUAGUACUUCCUAUGUGUUUACUGCUGAAGCCAUUACCUCUGGUGCAGUAAAUGCUGAAUUCAGUACCUCCUACACGGUUAAUGUUCAACCUAAUAGCUCAUAUACGAUCGAUACUGAGACUAACGCUCUCUGCAAAAAUGCAGUUUACGAUGAAGCAACUACUAAGGAGGUUAACAGUAUAGGUAUUAGUAGUGAGAUGCAAUACGAUUUUUCCUUACUAAAACUUGGUUAUACGUUCUCUUCAUGGGAUGACGUUGAAGCUUUUUUUAAAGCUUAUAGUCAGUAUUAUGGGUUUGCUGUUAUUAAAAUAAGGAUUGAACAGUAUAAUGACAGUGUAAUUAGACAUCGAUCUUUUGGAUGUGAGUUUGGAAGAAAAUAUGUAUCUAAGAAGAGUAUCGAUAUUAAUACUCACCACAACCAACAAUCAAAAUGUAAAAGAUGUGAAUGGCAUAUCAAUCUAAGUUUGUCUAAAAAAUCUAAUCACAUUACAGUUACAACAUUUGUAAAUACCCACAACCAUGAACUUGAUCCUGAAAAGU
Racocetra persica is the source of this 591-nucleotide messenger RNA. Lineage: Eukaryota; Fungi; Glomeromycota; Glomeromycetes; Diversisporales; Gigasporaceae. The record is from the annotation of a GenBank genome assembly.